Molecule: messenger RNA, 3017 nt
Organism: Oreochromis niloticus (Nile tilapia)
Lineage: Eukaryota; Metazoa; Chordata; Actinopteri; Cichliformes; Cichlidae
Product: junction plakoglobin
Exons: 19
Coding region: 750-3014 (754 amino acids)
Biological process (GO): cell adhesion
Molecular function (GO): cadherin binding
Source: RefSeq, a predicted model, not a curated record
GAGACCUCUUCACUGACUCGCUCCUCUUCUAUGACGCCGUAGCAGCCGAGCCUCUGCCGGUUCGUUCCCCUCACUGUGCAUAGCUGGCUGCGUGCUGCACAUCGCCUUCAUCGGGAGACAAAGCGAGGCAGAGGUAACACAGGAGCGAAUCUACACCUGUCUGUGGAUUUAAAGAGCGACGAAGAGGAUUUGAAAUUGUCAGUGCUGCGACAGGGAUCCGCUCCACACCGCUGGUCAGAUAAGAGAUCCCAGUGGGAACAGGUGUUGCUCCUGACUCACGUAAACUUGAGCAAACAUCAGCGCAGGAGAGCUGGAAGUGCACACAGCCCGAACUCUUCUGCAGAGGGAGUGUUUGCUCAUAGAGGUGGGAUCCUUGUGGCCGGCCCAGAUUGGAAGGACGUACAAAGUUCUGGUUCUGUGGGUUAGGUGCUGUGAGCAGAGACUUCAGGAACCGAGCCAAAGGACUGUUGUCACGGCAUGGACGAGUUUGAUAAUGCCAUACCGUCUGUGUUGUCAGACCAUGACAGCCUGAAGAUGCAGGCAAGGCACACAAAACUUUGGGCAACAUGUACAGGAAAUCCAAUGCAAAAUCCAACCACAGCAACAUUGCUCAGAUUUUGGACCAUCAUUGAUCAUUGAUGCAGAUGUUACAAGGGAAGAGGACAGGCCCACAACAAUAAUUUGAGGCAUACCCAUGCUUCAAAGACAUUUAAAAUGUGAGAGGUCAGUGAAAGCAGCAGUACCAGUGGAUGGAGAUGAUGUCCAUGCAAAUGAGUGAGGCAGACAGCGUGGUGAAGGUGGCAGAGUGGCAGCAGACUUACUAUGCCACAGACUCUGGCAUCCAAUCGGGAGCUACCACAGUGCAGGAUGACGAGAGCAGCACUGAGUAUAGUGGCAACAAGAAGUACACAAACAGUACUACAACCAGCACUGGCUCUGUACCUGUUAAGGCCACAGUGGGGGGAGGUGGAGACUCAGCAUUCAGUGGAGUAGAUAGCCCAACAGAUUUAGAAGCUCAGUACUCUCUUACCCGGGCUCAGCGGGUCAGGGCUGCUAUGUUUCCAGAGACUCUGGUAGAAGGGGAGGCAGCCAUGCCUGUCCAGUCAGAUCCCUCGCAGCAGAGCAAUGUGCAACGACUGGCGGAACCUUCCCAGUUGCUAAAGACAGCUCUUGUCCACCUGAUAAACUACCAAGAUGAUGCUGAACUGGCCACCAGGGCAGUGCCAGAACUCACCAAGUUGUUGGGAGACGAGGAUCCGGUUGUCGUGAACAAGGCGGCCAUGAUUGUCAACCAGCUAACCCGUAAGGAGGCCAGUCUCCGUGUGCUGGUGCAGUCUCCAGCCAUGGUGGCUGCCGUGGUGUGUGCCAUGACGACAGCAGCUGACAUGGAGACGGCUCGUUGCACAGCCAGUGUGCUUCACAGCCUAUCGCACCAGAGGGAGGGACUGCUGGCCAUAUUCAAGGCUGGAGGGAUACCAGCACUGGUCCGAAUGCUAAGUUCACCAGUAGAAUCAGUCCUAUUUUACGGAAUUACCACUCUUCACAACCUGCUGUUGCAUCAAGAGGGAGCUAAGAUGGCUGUGCGUCUUGCUGAUGGCCUGCAGAGAAUAGUUCCCUUAUUGAAAAAGAGCAACCCAAAGUUUUUAGCCAUUACUACAGAUUGUCUGCAACUCCUGUCCUACGGAAACCAGGAAAGCAAGCUGAUUAUUCUAGCCAAUGGGGGUCCAGAGUGUUUGGUUUUCAUCAUGAGAAACUACAACUAUGAGAAGCUGCUUUGGACCACAAGUCGUGUUCUUAAAGUGCUGUCUGUCUGUCCCAGCAACAAACCAGCUAUAGUAGAAGCUGGAGGCAUGCAGGCUUUGGGGCAACAUCUUACAGGGUCUAGCCAGCGUCUGAUCCAGAACUGUCUAUGGACACUCCGUAAUCUGUCAGACGCAGCAACCAAACAGGAGGGAUUAGAUGGUCUGCUGCAGAUACUGGUCACUCAGCUGGGCUCAGAUGAUGUGAACAUGUUAACCUGUGCCACAGGCAUUCUGUCCAACCUGACAUGCAAUAACUCACGCAACAAGACACUGGUGACUCAGUAUGGUGGAGUGGAGGCAUUGAUCCAUGCUGUGCUUCGUGCUGGGGAGAAGGAGGAUGUCGCUGAACCUGCGGUCUGCGCCCUGCGGCAUCUCACCUCCCGCCACCAAGAUGCGGAGCUCGCCCAGAAUGCUGUGCGUCUGCACUAUGGUAUCCCAGCUAUUGUUAAACUACUGGGCCAGCCCCACUACUGGCCUGUAGUAAAGGCCACAGUUGGACUCAUCCGGAAUCUGGCACUGUGCCCAGCUAAUCAGGCAUCACUGAGAGAGGCAGGUGCAAUUCCACGACUGGUGAACCUGCUGCUCAAAGCUCACCAGGAUACACAAAGACAUGCCUCCUCUACACAGCACACAUACCAGGAUGGCGUUCGCAUGGAGGAAAUAGUAGAGGGCUGCACAGGAGCGCUUCAUAUUUUGGCCAGAGACCCUAUAAACAGAGGAGAGAUUUCCAGCAUGCAGACCAUACCACUGUUUGUACAGCUGCUGUAUUCGUAUGUGGAGAAUGUGAAAAGAGUGUCUGCAGGAGUACUGUGUGAGCUAGCCCUGGACAAACACUCUGCAGAGCUCAUAGAUGCAGAAGGAGCAUCAGCACCACUCAUGGAGCUGCUGCACUCGAACAACGAGGGAAUUGCUACCUAUGCCGCAGCAGUGUUGUUCCGCAUUUCGGAAGACAAGAGUUCCGACUACAGGAAGAGAGUGUCAGUGGAGCUUACACAUUCGCUGUUCAAGCAUGACCCUGCUGCCUGGGAAAUGGCCCAUACUGCAGUUCCUUUGGAGCCUACGUAUCUUCCAGAUGAGUUAGAUGGCUCUUACCCCCCAUAUGGCUAUGCUGAUCUGCCACUGGACACCCUGCCGCUAGACCCUGACCUCCAUGAGCCCUACAUUCCUGACAUGACUUAUGAUCCAAGACAGACCUACCCUGAGCCACUCUAACAG